UCUUCUCUCGACAAAACGGCUUUCCGCAGGGACAACAACACACAAUAGGGCAUCCCGCGGGGCCCGCAGGUGUGUCACAACAGACCAAUGGUGAAGUGUCACCAGCUACUCAGGAUUGCGAAGGAAUUCAGCGGCGGUGCGUCACGAAUUUAUCACCGUUUCUUUCCGCACGACAUCACGACGCGGCUCGGAGUCAGCAGUUUAAGGGAGGACAGCGAUUCUAAAGACAAGCUGAACAACAACACCGUGAUAUAUCUGCGUUGUGAACUCAUCAUAACCUUUCUACUGAAAAGAAGCAGACAGGUAAACAAUGGGUGAUAAAGAGGUCCUAAUAGGUAGGAAGCCCUCUUUAUCGAGGCGACCCUCUCAACAGAGGUUGAAGAAGAGACGACCCAGCGUCUCCACCAUAUCGGAGACCGGUUCUCUGAUUGUUGAAGGCACGGCGAGACUUCCCCCACUCGCCGACAGACAGCACCGACCAGUCAUGGACAAGCUGUCCAGACAGGUCUCCAUCAUGAAGGCCUCGGGCGCGGGGUCCAAACGCGGGUCCGGGAGGAAAGUCUCCAUUCUGGACCCCAAGAGCCUGUCGGAAGGCCCGGUUGAAGGUAUCAGAAACCCGGCGUUGGACGAGAGUGAUGAGACCACAGAACAGCCUGAAGAUCAGGUAGAGACGGAAACGGAAACACCUCCAGCUGAGGAGGCAACUCAGGAGUCAGAGACAGCAGAGCAAAAUGGAACAGGGAGUAACACGGACCAGGACGGCGGAACUGAGGGGGCAGAAAACAACAAGGAUGGGGACAAACAGGAAGAACCCAAAGAGGAAGGACAGCAGGAAGAAGCACAGGAGGACAAGUCUAAAUCUUCCGACAAGAAAAAGUCUAAGAAAGAGAGCAAGAAAGAAUCAAAGAAGGAGAAGAAAGAGAGUAGGUUAAAGUCGUUUAAGAAAUCUUUCCUGCGGAAGAGCUCGAAGAAGAAGAAGGAUGACGAAGACGCCGACAAAGCAGAAGCUGACAUUCCCCUUGUAGAUAUAGACGCAGCAGAAGCUCAGCAGCAGAUUCAGAGGAAGAAGGGCAAGCGGCCGUUCGUCAUCAGGAGGGGAGGGGACGACGACGAGAUGAAGCAGGUCAUCCCGUACAUGUCCCUGCCGCUCGCCAUCAUCUGCUGUCUCCUCAACAUCUUCCUACCCGGGUUCGGCACGUUGCUAUCCGGGUUCUCCCUGCUGUGUAAGUGGGGAGUGCGGGACCCGAACGCCGGGCCGAACCAGAAGGACGAGGACCUGGGCCACGCGCUGUACCUGAACGUGGUGGUGGCGCUGUCCCAGAUGAUCACCAUCACCUUCAUGCUGGUCGGAUACUUCUGGAGCGUGGCCUGGGGAGCCCAGAUGGUCAGGAUGGCCAUUGAACUGCGCCGCUGGAAGAAAGGCCAGCCCCAGUUCAAGGGUCAGGUGAUGCCCGAGGACGAUGAGGAAAGUGCGCCGAAGACUCAGUCCAGCACCAAGGCCAGGCAGAGUUCACAGGGCGCGCCGCCGCCAUUCCCUGACGCCGCGGGACAACACGGGUGCCCCUAGUUCAUGGAACCCUCUUCCCGCUUGAUGUCGAGCGCCGAGCGACCAGAAUUGGAUUUGACUUCACAACUGGAAUAUGGUACACGAUCCAAAAGACAAGAAAUGUACAAGAAAUCGUGCCUUAUCUAUGAAAUCCGU
This is a messenger RNA of Branchiostoma belcheri (Belcher's lancelet), 1702 nucleotides long. RefSeq lists its product as uncharacterized. The transcript has 4 exons. Bases 311 to 1567 code for a protein of 418 amino acids. The record is from RefSeq and is a predicted model, not a curated record. NCBI's taxonomy places the organism in Eukaryota, Metazoa, Chordata, Leptocardii, Amphioxiformes, Branchiostomatidae.